Neltuma alba is the source of this 955-nucleotide messenger RNA. RefSeq names its product 17.3 kDa class I heat shock protein-like. The coding region runs from base 83 to 553 and encodes 156 amino acids. The record is from RefSeq and is a predicted model, not a curated record. Lineage: Eukaryota; Viridiplantae; Streptophyta; Magnoliopsida; Fabales; Fabaceae. The transcript has a single exon.
CCUUUCAUCCCUCACGCAGCAAUCAGAAUUUAGAACAUAAUCUCGUUGAUUGAUCUUCCAUUGUUUUUCAGUUUCCGAUCAAAUGUCACUCAUCCCGAGCUUCUUUGGUGGCCGACGAAGCAGCGCCUUCGAUCCUUUCUCUCUUGAUGUGUGGGAUCCAUUCAGAGAUUUCCCGUUCCCCACUUCUCUCUCUACUUCGUCCUCGGAAAAUUCUGCGUUCAUGAACGCUAGGGUGGACUGGAAGGAGACGCCGGAAGCCCAUGUGUUGAAGGCGGAUCUUCCAGGGCUGAAGAAGGAGGAGGUGAAGGUGGAGGUCGAAGACGACAGGGUGCUUCAGAUAAGCGGAGAGAGGAAGGUGGAGAAGGAAGACAAGAACGAGAAAUGGCACCGCGUGGAGCGUAGCAGUGGGAAAUUCAUGAGGAGAUUCAGGUUGCCGGAGAAUGCAAAGAUGGAUCAGGUGAAGGCUUCCAUGGAAAAUGGGGUUCUCACUGUGACUGUUCCAAAGGAAGAGGUUAAGAAACCAGAGGUUAAGGCCAUCGAGAUCGCUGGUUGAGAAGAAUGAAUUACAAGAUCUAUGCUUUCUGCUGGGCUGGUAUUUCACAAGGUUCGUUCGUCAAAUAUGAUGUUGUGUGUAACAUAAAGCGUCCUGUUUUCUGGUAAUAAUCUAGUUGGGAUGGGUCAGAAAUAAGGUAUACCGAUGUGUGAUGCUGUGAAUUUACUUGUUUUGAUGAGUGUUGGUUUGGUAUAACAUAUUAAUUACCACUCUUUGUUCUGUUGUUAGUAGUAUCAUUAUGCUUGUUAGUUGAUCUCACUCGGUGCUUGAAGUCUUUUUACCAUAGAAGUUCCGAUCAUGAAGUUCCAUUUUGGAUUCUGGGAUGGUGAUAAACGUCGAGUUGGGUAAAAUUAAGUACGGGGGUGUUGUUUGAAAUGCGUUAAUAAUAAGAGUGAUUUGCUU